UGACUGACGUCACAUAUGCGCCCAAAACAACACGUGUGUCUGAGAGAUAUUCGUAUGUUGUUCUGUCAUCCUUGAAUAUUGUGGUGAUUUGAGCUUUGUAAAGGACUUGUGAGCGUUGAGCUCACAAGUCUGGGACAGCCACCGUGUCCCAGAUGGAUGAUGCUAGCGGGGAAGCUGCAGCUUCUGGUGGUCAGAGGAGUGACUGCAGGACUGGGACUGGAGACGGUGCCUUAGAAAACCAGACCCUGUCCAAGAGGCAGAUGAAGAAGCUGUUGAAGCAGCAGAAAUGGGAAGAAGAGAGGGAGCUGCGAAAACAGAGAAGAAAGGAGAGGAAGCAGCAUCGCAAACAGCAGAGGCAGAAUUCCCAGCAGGAGAGCAGAGGAGAUGGUCAGAGUGCCCGGAAACGCCCACGCAGAGAGUUGACACCCAGCUCUCUAAGGUUGGUGGUGGACUGUAGCUUUGACAACCUCAUGCUCAUCAAGGACGUUCGAAAGCUCCACAAACAGAUCCAGCGCUGCUAUGCUGAGAACAGACGAGCUUCACAUCCUGUUCAGUUUUAUCUAACAAGUCUGGGAGGACAGCUGAAGCAGAACAUGGAUGAAAAGGACAAAGGAUGGGUGAACUGGAAGGACAUUACCAUUACAGAGGAACAUUACAGCAAAGUUGUGGUCAAGGAUGAGCUCGUGUACCUGACCUCGGACUCUCCCAAUGUGCUGGAGGAGCUGGACCAAAAAAAGGCCUAUGUGAUUGGAGGCCUGGUGGACCACAACCACCAUAAGGGCAUUACUUAUGAGCGGGCGAAGGAGCUAGGGAUCGGGCAUGCACAACUUCCUCUGAGCAGUUUUGUUAAAAUGAACAGUCGGAAGGUUCUGGCAGUCAACCAUGUUUUUGAGAUCAUCCUGGCUUACCUUGAGAAGGGCAGCUGGCAGGAGUCUUUCUUCACCAUCCUCCCUCAGAGAAAGGGAGCCGUGGCCAUCAGCCAGGACGGAACAAACCCUCAGGAGAACGAAGAUGACGAUGAAGAAGAAUGUUCCAGUUCUGACUCGGACCGGGACAAUACAGAGCAAACAGAAAUCAGAGACUUAAAUAUAGGACAGGCGGUCACAUCCCAGCAGACUUCCAUCAUCUGAUGUUAAGACAUAAAUAAUUGAAAAUGUAAACUUUAUUUUGUUUUUCAGAAAUUUUGUUUUACUGGAUAUUUAUUGCGAUAUUUUACUUUGCUUCAUGUAUUUGUAGAAAUGAUGUGUUUCUCAACAGUUUUCAUGCACAUCUUUUUCCUUUUAUAUUUUUGCUGUUUGGACUUUAAAUUAGAACUUAAAAUAAAAAGAUGCAUAACAGCUAAAAUA
This is a messenger RNA of Girardinichthys multiradiatus, 1346 nucleotides long. RefSeq names its product tRNA methyltransferase 10A (gene trmt10a). NCBI's taxonomy places the organism in Eukaryota, Metazoa, Chordata, Actinopteri, Cyprinodontiformes, Goodeidae. Gene Ontology annotation, cellular component: nucleoplasm; cytosol; nucleus. Gene Ontology annotation, biological process: tRNA N1-guanine methylation. The transcript is spliced from 7 exons. Gene Ontology annotation, molecular function: tRNA binding. The record is from RefSeq and is a predicted model, not a curated record. The coding region runs from base 153 to 1130 and encodes 325 amino acids.